UAAUGACAGAAGCCAGGGCAGUUAAACACUUAGAGCCCCCACCUGACACGUCUUCACAAGAGCAAGCUGACCUUCUCAUAGUGAAAGUGGAAGAAGAGGACUGUUCCUGGACGCAGGGGUACAACCGGCCAGUGUUUGAGACUUUCUAUCAGCGUUUCAAGCACUUCCAGUACCACGAGGCAGCAGGACCUCGGGAUGCUCUCAGCCAGCUCCGGAUACUCUGCUGUGAGUGGCUGAGGCCGGAGCUGCACACCAAAGAGCAGAUCUUAGAGCUGUUGGUGCUGGAGCAGUUCCUCGCCAUCCUGCCUGAGGAAUUUCAAGCCUGGGUGAGAGAACAUCACCCCGAGAGCGGAGAAGAAGCCGUGGCUGUGAUAGAAAGUAUCCCGAGAGAGCUGGAGGAACGCAGGCAACAGAUUGUCACAUGCCCUGAAGUGCUUCCUCAGAAGACAGUACCAUCCGGAGCCACGCAGGAGUCCUUUGGUCACCAGUUUCUGCCUGUGGAGGCCAAGUCUGAUCAAGAGCCAGAGACUCUCCUGGAAGCCAAUGCCCUUCCUGUUCUCCAGGGUCCUCCCUCUCCUGGGAAGGACAGCCAGGAACUGACAGCCUCGCCGCUCUCGGUGGGGUCCCAGAAGUUGAUGAAAAUCGAAGAUGUGGCUGAUGUGGCUGUGUCCUUCAUCCUGGAGGAAUGGGGACGUUUGGACCAGUCCCAGAAGCCUCUUAGUAGGGAUGGCAUAAAGGAGGAUUGUGAGAGUGCCACUCCUUUGGAUUAUGAGCCCAAGGAGGGCAACGCAGAGCUCAUAGUACAGCAGACUUCUGAUGAAGCCGAUCCACACUGGGUGGCAGCAGAAAGCACAGGAAAGAACGGUGCUCAGAGUCAAGAGCUUGCAGAAGUUAGUGACCUGAAGGACAUGGUACAGAGGUGGCAGGUGAAUCCCACGGCGGGGAAGUCAAAGCAGAAGAGAUCUCUGAGCUCAGGCCCAGAUGUCAACCGUAAGCAGAAAUCCAAUGGUGAGCGAGGUCACAGAUGCAGUGACUGUGGGAAAUUUUUCCUCCAAGCCUCAAACUUCAUUCAGCAUCGGCGAAUCCACACAGGAGAGAAACCAUUUCAGUGUGGGGAAUGUGGGAAAAGCUACAAUCAGCGGGUGCACCUCACCCAGCACCAGAGAGUCCACACUGGCGAGAAGCCUUACAAGUGCCAGGUGUGCGGGAAAGCGUUCCGAGUGAGCUCCCACCUGGUGCAGCAUCACAGCGUCCACAGUGGGGAGAGGCCGUACGGCUGCAGUGAGUGCGGGAAGAGCUUCGGUCGGCACUCGCACCUGAUUGAGCACCUGAAACGCCACUUCAGAGAGAAAUCCCAAAGAUGCAGUGACAAAAGAAGUAAGAACACUAAACUGAACCUUAAGAAAAUUCCAGAGUUUUCAGAAGCAGACAUGGAACUAUCAGAAGAAAUCCAACGGACUGCUUCUGAGGUCCAAGGUCAUGGUGAAGGCUAUGAACACCAUGACACAGAAGGUAGACAGCAGGGAACUGUCAUGAAAGAAUUGCCAGGACAGCCCUCUUCAAAGAGGACAACUUGCAAUGAGUUCAGCUAUGUCCACAAAAAGUCCUCCACAGGAGAGAGGCCACAUAAAUGCAACGACUGUGGGAAAAGCUUCAUUCAGAGUGCACACCUCAUUCAGCACCGCCGAAUCCACACUGGGGAGAAGCCAUUCAGGUGUGACGAGUGUGGGAAAAGCUACAACCAGCGUGUCCACCUCACUCAACAUCACCGAGUCCACACAGGUGAAAAGCCCUACGCCUGUCCCUUAUGUGGGAAAGCCUUCCGAGUGAGGUCCCAUCUGGUCCAGCACCAGAGUGUGCACAGCAGGGAGAGGCCCUUCAAGUGUAGUGAGUGUGGGAAGGGAUUUGGGAGGCGCUCGCAUCUCGCAGGUCACCUCAGACUCCACUCAAGAGAGAAGUCCCACCAGUGCCACGAGUGUGGAGAGAUCUUCUUCCAGUACGUCAGCCUCCUUGAGCACCAAGUGCUGCACGUGGGCCAGGAGAGCGAGAAGGGCGGUGUCUGCGAAGAAGCCUGCAGCUGGAACCUGACAGUCAUCGGGGAGAAGCUGGAGCUGGAGGAGCAGCCGUACCAGUGUGAUUCCUGCAGGAAAGCCUUCCGCUACAGCUCUGACCUGAUUCAGCAUUACAGAACUCACACUGCAGAGACGUCACAGAAGUGUGAUGCAUGCAGGGACAGUACCGCCGGCGGCCAGUGUCCCCACCUAAAACAACAUCAGACAGUCUGCCCCAGCGGGAAAUCCCAUCAGUGCAGUGGGUGUGGGAGGGGCUUCAGUCUGAAGUCUCACCUCAGUCAACAUCAGAGAAUCCACGCUGGUGAGAAGCCCUUCCAGUGCAAAGAGUGUGGGAUGAGUUUCGGUUGGAGCUGUAGCCUCUUUAAACACCUGCGAAGCCAUGAGAGGACAGAUCCUUAAACCCCGGGAGCAGACAGCGAUCCGUGUGUGCUGGGAAGCAGCCUGGUUUUAGAGAAGCCUUCUGCAGCUAUCAUAAGUGUAAUGACAGCAUCAAGAGUUUUUCCACCGUAACCACCCACGCUACAUGUGAGGGGAAGUCCUGUAGUAGAACUUAGCCUUCAGGAACACUAGCAUCCAGUGAGUGUUCUGGUUAGCAUCUCCAUGCUUGGAAAGCUGGAUGAAAAGAGAGUCUGGCUAGCUGUGGUGGUGCUGGCUGUAAUCCUUGGGAGGCAGAGAGGCAAAUACCUGGUUUACAUAGCAAGAUCUAGGCCAGCCAGAGCUCCAUAGUGAGACCCCCUGACUGAGACAGACAGAGAGAAAAAGAAACAGACACACUUCUGGGUACUGGUGGAUGAAGGGGUGUCUUUUUCUUUGUUUUGU
Messenger RNA from Acomys russatus (golden spiny mouse), 2891 nucleotides. It is a transcript of the gene Zkscan5, whose product is annotated as zinc finger with KRAB and SCAN domains 5. The record is from RefSeq and is a predicted model, not a curated record. NCBI's taxonomy places the organism in Eukaryota, Metazoa, Chordata, Mammalia, Rodentia, Muridae. Bases 3 to 2471 code for a protein of 822 amino acids. The transcript is spliced from 6 exons. Gene Ontology annotation, biological process: regulation of DNA-templated transcription.